Hyalella azteca is the source of this 5619-nucleotide messenger RNA. RefSeq lists its product as uncharacterized. Lineage: Eukaryota; Metazoa; Arthropoda; Malacostraca; Amphipoda; Hyalellidae. The record is from RefSeq and is a predicted model, not a curated record. The coding region runs from base 301 to 3660 and encodes 1119 amino acids. The transcript is spliced from 9 exons. Gene Ontology annotation, biological process: lipid metabolic process.
UAAAAUUUCAUAGAUUCAUCGCCUCCCUAACGAGUUUGACUAACUGUUUUGUUCAGAACAUAACAGGACUUUUAAUGGCUUUGUUCCCAGAUCUUGUGUAUGCAGUGACGAAGGCUGAUAGACUUAGUGUUCAGUAAUCGACUUGAACUAAAACAUUUUCCUAUGAUACCAGCUAUUUUUCCAAUCUGGGUCAUGGCCAAAAUUCCUCCUGACCAUCCUUACAUGCCCAUUGUGUAUAGAUUCUGAUCUAUAAAAGAAACUCGGAAAAUCACAUCAUUUGUUUGAAAAACCUAUUUGAAAAUGUCGGUCAUUCGUCGUCCUUUUAGGACCGCUUCGACUUCUUGGAACGAGCCCCUGAUACUUGACAAGUCAAGGCAAUCUUACCAAUCGCAUAUUCAUGGAAAAGUGUCCGACUUCUUAGGAUCCAGCUGUAUCAUGAAUCGCCAAGUAUCCUGCAACAUAGGAUACGAUUCUCCACAAGGUCCUAGGCAGCCUUUCUUCAGAGAAUCAAGCCUUGCAAACAGAGAAGGGUUUUGUUUCAAUUCAAAUUCGCCUUUUCGAAUUCAGUCACCCUCCGUUGAAAUUAGUUCAAAUCCUGAUCAAAAGCUACUAUGCUCCAGAGUAUCUGAACAAGUACCGAGUCGGUAUCCAUUGUCGUGCGUAGAUACUGUGUCUUCGAAUUUUCAUGAACAAUUGCAUGGAAUUGGCUUCAACUCAACUAUCGAUCGAAGACUCCAAUGCUCUUCGGAACCUAAUGCUCCUGCGUGUGUCACUCAUCAACCUCCCUUUUCUACCACCCCCAAAAAUCCUUCUAAGGUCAGCUGGGCUUGGUGUUUACUCAUGUCUUUGUUGCUGCAAAUGCACUUGGUGUUUGCUUUGGACCCUUCUUUUGCAAACGCCGAUGUCCUGGACAAACAAGAUCAUGCGUGCAGUCAGCACAGGGAUCAUGGCCAUCCUCUGUAUGGUCACGGUCAGGGCCAACUCCAGGAUGGUAAGAGCAUCCAAGAAAAUACCGGCGUUGAGGUGACGGUACUUAGUGACGGGACGAGUGUUUUUGAAAUGAAUAAGCAGUUAACGCUCCCUAAUGGUGAUGAUAUCAGCGAAAACCAUAGAUUUGCUCCCGGAACUCCAAACUUUGAUGAUUUGCGGCGAGACUCAGAUGCUAAGGUCAGCUUUGAACAAGACCGUGAAGAGGUGAGCAAAAGUCGAUACCAAGAAAGUGAUUUCAGAAAGAAGGGAUACCAUACGUUAGAAGAAAAACGUACCGGAGUUGAGCUUGAUGAGGAACAAGCCGAGAAAAAUCACAAACUAACGAACGAAAGAGUCACAGAGGAAGAAAAUGUCCUACAAAAGAAGAUAUCACGCAUUCAGACCACAAACGAGGAGCCAAACAUUCAGAAGUCUCGGGAACCUGGGUCAGCGGCGCGUCAGAAACGGGAUGCGCGAGGCAUGCCUGUUGUUCCUCAAUCCAUGUCCAUGCCCGGUUUGAUCCUGGCGCACGGGUAUCCUGCGGAGGUGCAUCACGUAACCACCGACGACGGCUACAUCCUGGAGGUACACCGCAUCCCAGGUCCCCGCAUGCUGGACAUGAGUCCUAAGAAGAAGAGGAGGAGGAACCGCCGACAAAGCCAACGCAGCAAGCGAGACGCGUCCCUCACUUACGAUCCUCUUGAGGUCCUCAAGAUCUUGGAGGAAGAGAGGCUUCUCAAUUUCUUGGAACAUGGCGACGCUGAGCUUUUCAAUAUGGUGGAAGAUGAGCUACGUGCCCAAAGUCAUGAUGGUUUGGAAAAACUUCCUCAAAAGGGAGACGAGUUUGGAUUUGGCUCGGUGUUUGAUUACUACAGUAACAAUGAAAGACAAACGACGUUAGAUGGAGAUACAGAUUUGCAAAGCCAGAAUGAAGGUCAAAUGGAAAAUAGAGGUACACAUGAUGUUUCAGGAGUCAAUCGCAGAACUGUGCCCAAAAAUAUUUCAACCCGAAAACAACGAUACAAGAGAUCAGAAGAUCGACAAAGCAUGUUCCAGAGACGACAAAUGAUUCGAACUCUCGACCCACGCACACUAAUGAGUAUGGCUCGCAAUGGUGGUGGUUUGAACGGUCCCUUGAGACCGAACGUGGGGCAGUCCCCUCCCCUCAGACCGCGGCCCUCCCGCCAUACGUACCAGAGACCUCGACGGCGUUCUCACACUCCACUGGAUCCUGUCAUUACCGACAUGCGAUCGGGAGGUCAGCGACGGUCGUCCUCUUCCAGAGACCCGGCACCUGAAAAUUCGGUUACUCGUGGAAAUUCCGCCACUAAAGAUCAUUCUACAGUGCGUGGGAAUCCCGCUAAACGCGAAAACUCCGCCACACGUACAAAUCCUUCCAUGCUCAGGUUCGGUAGAGUUCAGACACUUUUCCCAUUCGAUCCGCUAUCCAAAAGAAUCUGUUACGAGUCCGAUAAUUGUUGCGAAAAUUCAACUAAUUGCAUUUCCAAAGGAAACUCGUUAGGUAUUGACCGACCUGCUCGUCAAACAGCACCUUUUAGAAACGCGAAGCUCAACGAAAACCACGCUGAUGCACCCGAUGACUUAUUCAACGACGGACUCAAUGAGAUAGAAAACGACCAUGUCGUCAAGAAUGGCAGUCGCUUCAGCGGCCAGGAAAACAAGCAUUUCAAGCCCGGCCGCAAUGGCAAGAAGAAAGUCGUCUUCAUCCAACACUGUCUGCAGUGCUCCUCUGCUGAUUUCGUUCUGAAUGACCACAACCAGGCUUUAGGCUUUAUUCUAGCAGACGCAGGCUACGACGUAUGGCUUGGCAACUUCAGGGGUAACCAGUACAGUCGUGGUCACAUCUCGCUCUCUCGAAGCAACGUCGAUUUCUGGAAAUUCACCGUAGACGACCUCGCUCGCUACGAUCUACCUGCCAUGAUCCAGCACGUUCUCACCACCACCGCGUCCGACGACCUCUUCUACAUCGGCCACUCUCUGGGCACCAUGUCAUUCUUCAUGGCUUCCUCUACAAACCCGGACUUCCUUAGCAAGAUUCGCCUGAUGAUAGCCUUAGCCCCGUCUGGUUAUUUAGAUCACAUGCAAGGAGGCCUGAAAGUCAUGGUCAAGUCUGCACAAACAUUUUACAGAAUGAUGGAAGCCAUCGGCUUCGGGGAGAUUGGCACGGUGAUGCCGUGGCGAGGUGGCUUGAUGAGCCGCAUCUGUAAGCCCGCGAGUCCCUUCGCUGGGAUCUGCUCAGCCUUCUUGCCCGCCAUGUCAGGCAGCAAUAACGGCCUCCACGACAUGGAGUAUCUGCCAUCGAUGCUCUCCAAUCUACCAGCGGGCACCUCAUUUAGGCUCAUGGCUCAGAUCGGCCAGAUCAUCGGAGCUGACGGCAUCCGCAAGUUCGACUUUGGCAACCCAGAAGAAAAUCUCCGGCAUUACGGAACACUCAUGCCACCCCAUUACCCGCUGGAGAAGAUCACGUGUCCUGUGGCCAUCAUGUGGUCACAAAACGACAUCAUCGUAACGCCUGUCGAUGUUGCAAGAACGGCACGUCGUCUCCCGAACGUGGUCCUGAACUAUAAAGUACCUCACUCCACCUUCAAUCACGUAGACUUCCUCUUCGCCGAUAUCGCGCGACAACUCGUCUAUGAUCCAAUACUGAAGCUCUUGGAGUCGCAUAAAUGAUUUAAUAGGAUUUCAGCUUUGAUUCCUUGAGCUGGUUAUUCUGAAAGAGAAUGGUUUUUAGUCUAGAACGACUUAAAGUCAACUUGGCCGCCUAUUACUGAUAAGGCUAUUUUAAGGAUGUGCUUUUAUAAUAUUUACGAAUAGUUUUCGCUUCUGGGCAAUUAUGAUUAUAACCUGCAUUUAAUGUUGAUUAUUAGAUGGGUUGUAAGUCCCAUGCCAGUGAGACUAGCUUUUAAGGAGGCAUGUAUACUGCAGUGCUUAUUUCUCUCGUUUCAUGUUCAGUUAGACCGCCAUGAAGCAAAUUGCAGUUCCGAUUUAAGUCGCGUUUUCGUAUCAUGAGAUCAGCGUUCAAUUUUAUGCGCUUUACAUAAGAGCCGAGUGCACCAAUUUUGACAAAAAAAAAUUAAACUUCAAGUCUACUUUGUGUAAAUUUUGGAAACAAAGAGAGUAGCGUUUGAGAAUUUUUUGAUCACCUGAUCAGCGUGACGUAAUUGAAAUUCCAUGCGCAACUUCCCGCGUCGAAUUGAUAUGUGCGUCAAUUAUGCGAGGAAUUGAAUUUUUAUUUAUUUUCAAACUUAUCGAUUCUUAAUAUUUGAAAAACCUGCGUACAAAAUUGUUUGUUUGCGGAAUUUUUCUGUAGGAUCGACUUACUCACAUUGACUCAACUAUAAUGAAGAAAACCGCAAACGAGGUGAACCGCAUCAACAAAUUAAUUUAUUCGACUAUCUUUGCCGAUGUGUCAAUUAAAUUAAUUAAUUCGUCGAUCACUUUAAUUAAAAUUGAAGCGCUUCAUUGUGGCUGAUUCGCAUUGGAAUUGUGAAUCAGCAACUGAAUUGCUGUAGUUGACUUUAGAUGCUAGUGCUUGUCAUGAUUUUAGCCAGUGUUGAGCUCCACUAUUAGAAUCACGAACUCGUCGUAAUGAAUAGCUGUAACUACUACAUGAUAUUAGUGACGCUUGAUCAAACUAUUGGAAGCGUUGACUUCGUGCUCUGAUGAAAUUGCAGGUUUAAAAUUAUUAAAAUAUAAAAUUGCCUAAGGUUAUUUUGCAGCAAAUCAAAUCGUAUUUUAUGUGUCAAGAAGUUCUCACGUUACUUUUACGCCAAGAGAAUUGGAAAAAGUCUGAAAUUUUUCUUAGCAUUGAUGCCGAAUUAAUUCAAAGUAAAUUUAAAUACUUACCUCUAGAUUUCUGUCUUCAUUUAACGUCAGAAUUGGAUUUUUUAUCGUCAAGCAUGUGAUAUAAAUGUAUGUAAAAAAUGCUGAGCUGGCAUUGGUAGUAAGAUUUCUACUGUAGUUGAUUGUUACUAUUGGUAAAUUCGUGGUAGGCGAAUAUGAAUUUGUACAUAUAAAUUUUUGUUGGUCUUUAAUAUGAUUAAAAUAAGCUAAAUGUUAGUAGUCGGUGUUGUAAGGUUAAAAGCAAGAGACGGAUUGUGAGUGCUAAACUAAAUAAUUGGCUUAAUUUUAAUUUUUUAGACUUCAUUUCUAUCUGCGAAUGAUCCAAAAGACAGUUAUUUACGAUACAAUUCAUAUUCUAAGAUUGGAUCAGAGAGACAUUAUGGAGGUAAAUUAUCAGCCUAUUUUUUUUUUUUGCUUGAAAACUUGUUUACUUCAGAUCUAUUAAAGUGAUCAUCCAUCUUCUCGACUUGACUAUCUUCAUUAGGAACAAACAUGAUUAAAAAUUGUUCUUACGUUCGCGCAGAAAACAUUUUCAUGAAGCUAGAAUGGUUAAUGUUACUCCAGUACUUUCAUCAGAAAUCAAGUGUAUACCAGCUAAAAUUCCGGUAAUAAAUGAGUAAUGUUCGUGCUCAUUAAAUACAAAACAUCAGCUAGAUAACUCUAUUAAAUUUAGAGACAGUCUGCUAUUCAGAAUUUUACCUAUCACAUUGUAAGAAGCCAGUCAAUGUUAUCGUUUUCGUACUGGAUACGCUAAUUGUGAGUGGAUAAGGAAACGACGAAAUAUUA